AUGAUGAUUUCGAUCAGUCACCUACGACGAACUAUUGCUUUGAGCUUGCUGAUUUUUUUCAUCAGUGAAACAACGGGAUAUCCCUCGGGAAUUGAAAUUAUAAAUGCAUCAUUUUGUGGUGAGUGUCUCUCUUUUGAUUUAUUUUCAAUCCUCUUUCAAAGAUAUUCCGCCUACAAAAGCUGCUCAGCAAUUAUUACAAAAUGUUACUAGAAAUCGAGUGGCAAAUAAAAAAAAAUGAUAAUUUUUCAUAGGAGAAAAAUAAUGAUUACUUUUCUUACUUACAACUACCUUGAAAGUGAAGACAGGUACAUUUGGCUAAGCGUGGAUGAGAUUUUAGAUGUGAAAUUCAUGCCAUUCAUGAGGUGAUAAAUGAAUAAAGAAAAACUGAGCGUUACAAGGAAAAUUCGCCUCUCUUGAUUAAUCGACUACUUUUAAGGCCUUUAAGGAUCUUUCCAAUUUCAAUUUUUCUGUUUGUAUUCAUUAUUCCCGAUUUCCGAUUCCCUGGUUUUAUAAUUCAUUCUCCAUUCUUAAUCUUUUAUUCUCGAUUCAAAAUAAUUUCCGUUUCCCUUUUCAUCGCCCCCCGCCUAUUUUAAUAAAACCAGCUGCGGAUAAGACCAUUUUUUGAAAAGUCAAAACUUUUUCUCGACAAAAUGUAAAGAACCUGGCCAUCGUAAUGUUCUAUACAUUACUGUUUCAAAGCUUUUCGUGGGCCAGGAAAUGUUAACGUUAGAAAGAUGGGAACUGAAAGAUAAGUCAUUAUUUAUUGCUUGUUGGGAGGUUGGGUAGUGUGUACCUGAUCCCCCUUAAGGCUCUGUAGUAUUCUUAUCAUCUCUUCUCAUUAGCAAUUCUCUACAGUCCCCCCUUUAUAUGCCUUUAGCGACGACUGAUCCCCCGUCCCCUCCCGUGUGAUCCUGCCUAAAAACCUUCCAUCCCAGGCCCAAAAGUAUGGAGAAAUAAGAAUCACAUCAGCCAUUGACUAACUAGUGACUGAUCUGCAAACUGUGUUUUUUUUUCUUUUUCUAGAAACCAUUAAGGAUUAUAUGUUUAUGUACAAAGUUAAAUUCCCAGAGCGUCAAAAUAGCAUUGAAACUCAGGUCUAUUGUUGCAUUCUUUUUUAGGAAAGUAUGAUAAGCCUCCAACGUUUAAAAUUUCUCAUUGGCCUUUCAUUCCCACUGGUGUUCUUGUCAAUUUUAGUGUAACAUUUACACCAGGUAAGUUGAUGUCAAUUGGACAUGGAGGUGUUAUUAUAUUUAUUGUCUUUUUUUUUUUUUAAUGAAAAACUAUAUUGUAAAAACUGGGAAGGAGGAGAGGCUUAUGAAAUUCCAAGGCUUCCAGACGGGGGUUAAUCAGAGGAGAAGCUUUUCAGAGGUGGGGAGGGGGUAGGGGAUGCACAACUGAUAUAGCCCAUAUUCUAUGACUUCCUUUAUUACACAAGGUUAUUCUUGUCUCUUUCUUACUGAUACUUGCUUCUAGUAGUGGUGGAUGUUCUUGAAGCGAUAGUGCAAUACGAGUUGGUCUCAGACGGCAAAGUUAUCGUCAGGGACAGGGACGACGGUGUUUGCAUUUCUUCCCCAGAUCUGUGCAGCUUACCUGCUGGUGGUAAGUUUCCAAAAGGAGUUAAAAAAAAAACAAAAACAAAAAAGCAAAAAAAAAAACAAAACAAAACAAAACGAAACGAAACGAAACGAAACGAAACGAAACGAAAAAAAACAAAACAAACCAAAAAAAAACAAAACAAAGCAAAACAAAACAAAACAAAACAAAACAAAACAAAACAAAACAAAACAAAACAAAACAAAACAAAACAAAACAAAACAAAAACAAAAACAAAAACAAAACAGAAACAAAAACGGGUAAAAGGGUUAAAAAAAAUUUUUUGCACACAUAAGUCAUCUUACAUUUUCAAACAUUUCGAAAGCUUACCGAGUAUUCCGCUCAACGGAUUGUAUCGAAAUAAUAAAUCCUGCCCUUUAAAAAAUUCCAGACCAAACUCAAGGAAGCUUUUUCCAUCAACUGGGAAAAACCCAAUAAUCAAUUCAAUCAAAGUCUAUCAUACCAAUCUCACAUUUUCGCGUUAAUAAUUGUUUAUAUUACAUAGGUUCCUUUUCUCCUAUAUCUCUGUGAUCGUAGUCAUGCAUAUCUGUCGAGAUUAGAGUAAAUUUAAAUAGCUUCUUUUUCCAAAUAAUUUUUUAACCAAAGAAGGUGCGAGCUGAGACACAUCGAGACGUGUUUGAAAAAUCAAAAAAUGUCUAUUAUCUCUCCGAAUUGCAUUCUUGACGAUCUCGAACAGGUAGCUUCGAAUGCCAAAAAGAAAAAAAAAAACAGACAACAACAACAAACAAACAAACAAAAAUAAAAAAUAAAUAGCGUUAAAGUAUCCAGGCAAUCUAUUAUCAUUGAUUAUUUAUCGAUCUUAUAUAUUGCUCUUGGCGGUGUCUCUCAUUUUGACUGACCUUGCCUGAUUUUUGUUAUUAUUAUUAUUUUUGUCUUCUAGAAACCAAAGUGUGGGUUAGAUCUGAAAAAUUUCCGUCCAUUCCUCCAUUUUUCAAG
This is a messenger RNA of Pocillopora meandrina, 2550 nucleotides long. NCBI's taxonomy places the organism in Eukaryota, Metazoa, Cnidaria, Anthozoa, Scleractinia, Pocilloporidae. The record is from the annotation of a GenBank genome assembly.